This is a messenger RNA of Strongylocentrotus purpuratus (purple sea urchin), 1991 nucleotides long. RefSeq names its product tetraspanin-4. The transcript is spliced from 7 exons. Bases 48 to 779 code for a protein of 243 amino acids. The record is from RefSeq and is a predicted model, not a curated record. Gene Ontology annotation, cellular component: membrane. NCBI's taxonomy places the organism in Eukaryota, Metazoa, Echinodermata, Echinoidea, Camarodonta, Strongylocentrotidae.
GGACAGGAUAUCAUAAUUUUUGCCAGUCGCAGGAACAAGAUUUCAAGAUGAGAGGAAAUAUUAAUUGCACCAAAUACAUGCUGAUUGCCUUCAAUGUGCUUUUCUUCGUCGUGGGAGGAGCCAUUCUUGGCGCGGGGGCGCACCUUCACAUCAAGGAGGGACCGUUCAUGACGUUACUUCCCAGCAUGCCCUUUCUCAACGUGGCUAAUGUCAUGAUCUUCGCCGGGAUCGUCAUCCUGGUCGUUUCUUUCAUCGGUGGAUACGGGGCCAUCAAGGAACACCAGUGUUUGCUGCUUACGUAUUUCGUCUUCAUGGUCCUUGUUUUCAUCCUUGAAGUGACCGCCGGAGGUCUCGGCUUCGUUUACCGCUGGCAAGUGGCCAAGUAUGUCGCCAACGAGAUGAGAGCUGGGGGCUUAGCUAAAUAUAACACACCGGGAGAGGGCGGUCUGACAAAAGCAUGGGACAAACUUCAGAGCACACUUGCAUGUUGCGGAGUUUUCAAUGACACGGACUGGGCUAAUACAGCGAACGGCAUGUUCCUGCCCCGACAGACCCCUGAUUCAUGCUGCCUCUUCGCCGCUCCGGGAUGCGGGAAAGACGUCAAUUCGGAGAAAUUCAUCCGGGGAUGUAAAGGUGCCAUCAUAAUGGAGUUGGAAUCGAAGGCUCACGUCGUUGGGAUUGCUUGUAUAAUCGUCGCUAUCUUUCAGAUCUUUGGUAUUGGGCUCGCAUAUACGAUGUGGAAAAGCGUGAGCGAUAGAGCUGGCGGCAACUAUGUCUAACACCGACUUACACUAAGGCCAGAGUGCUGAACACUAUACACCGAGAUAUCAUACAGAGGGGCAGCUACUGCCAGAGCUAUUGAUUAGGAGAGUUUUACCAACCCAGGUCGAGUUGGGCACAACAGUAUGGCGAGUACUGGUGUUGUGCCCAAGUGAAACCAAGUUGGCCAAACUCUGUGUAUAGGAUGGCUCUGGCUACUGGGAAGUUAGAGCGCCCUCAAGCUUGGCGGCGCUGGACAAUUUUGAAAGGGGUGGGGGAACAAAGUACCGACAAAUUGACAAAAAAUCAACAAAUAAGAGUAAACAAAAUAAUAUAAUAAAGAUAUGACUCUCAAAUUCCAAAUUUGAAGGCCCUAAGUCGAAUUUCUAUAUAUUCACUUUAUUCAAUGUUACGGAAGGAUUAAUACAUUAAAAACUCAAAAUUUCAUGUAUGUAUAUAUUGAAUAAACUUUUUAAGUAGAAGAAUAAGUUUAUUCAGUUGAAUAACAAUUUUGUUUACUGGCGAUUUGCAACGAACCUGUCAAACGGCCGCUAAAUCUCGAGGAUGACGAUAAUGCUUGUAAACAAAGAGGGCGCAUAUCAAAUUAAAUCUCUGGUAAACUGCGAUAAACUUUUUCUUUCAUGUACAGGGGACGGUUAGCGUCUUGGAAGGGAUGUAAAUAUACACCUUAGUAACCUGGUGGUGAUAUUUUGUAUAUACUUGUUUUAAAGUGAGUGUUAAUUGAUCUUAUUUUAAUUUACGAUAUACAGUGGGGGGGGGGGGGGGGGUGUUCCGGAUUUAAUUCGAAUUAUUAAAUCAUAAUGUAAAAAUGGUUAUCAUAAAAAUUGGCAUAAUUAUUAACAAAUAACUGAAACUAGUACAAAUAUGACAAGUAUUUGAACAAAAUAAUGAAAUAGAAUAUUGUUUUGAAGGUUACCAAAGGGGAAAGCAAUAUAUACACAAUAAACGUUAUUACACUUUAAUUUUUGUUACCGUAAUUCAGCUGUUAAUUUCCGAGUUGUGUUCAUGAACGUUAUGAGCUAAGCUCAGCAGAUGGUUAUUGAAAUAUUUGGUUAUGAAUUUUGAAUAUUAUAAUACAAAGGGCUUUACAGGAGAAGAAUACGUACAGAUGCUCGUGUUAUAAGCAGAUGUUUGCGAAAUUAUAAUUGUGAUUUUAAAUAAGUGUCCGUGUUGAAUCAAUAUUGAAGAAUAAAAUUUGAUAUAAUAUCGUA